GAAUGAAUUUUUAAUGUCGUCUCACUGGGAGACUCAUCGAUUUCUAAUAAUUUAAAUUUGCUUCAUUUGGUUUAUUUUACCAUUUUUAUUAUUUAGUAAUAUUAAUUUUAUUGAAAAUGUUGUGUCGCGUCGUUUGUUACGUUUUUAAAAAUUAAAUCUAUGAUUGUGGUCUUAUCAAGAUAGUCGGGAAAGUAAAUACAGAAAACAAGUUAUCGUAAAACCUUAGAUGCCCUACGUUAUAAAGUCGACUAAUUAAAUUUGUUGGGUGCAAGAAUACCAUCAUUGCAGUAUUUAUACCAAUAUUUAACGUUUACUCCAAAUUUCCGUAACGACUUUAAUAUCUGUGUCGACGGCGCCAUGUUGUUAUUUACUCUUUGAUUUUACGCUGGUUUUGUUAUGGGUUUUGUUGUGUUGUGAAAACAUCAGUGCGUGAGCAUGUUGGAAGAUGUCCCAAUACACGGUAGUCGCCUGGAUGCAAGUAAUAAACCCCCAACGCAUCAAAGAAACCUCAGUUUGGACUUUCGGCAUGUGACGGGCGCGAGUGGGCCGCCGGCAGGAUGCGGCCAUCAGAGGAACAGGUCUCUGGAUUCCGUUCUACAACGGAUACCAGAGGACAUGACACCCACGUCGCCGGAGGGGCCCGCCCGCUUUCAGGGGGACAUGGGCCGUAUUGCACCCCGUCUCGCCCUCCCGCCUGAAAUUCCCGCCGGAUCCGAUGACUCAGGCAUUCACACACCCCCCGAUGGCAACGAUGAAGAAAGACCGACCCCCGCUGCGGCCAGAUCGCGAGAAAGCCUCGAUUCCGGCAAUCCAGAAGACACAGAUAAACCACCCGAUCCACCUGAUACAGCCGUCGAGGCUCCGGCAACCGUGUCCGCAAUCGACACGGCCAACCACAAAGACUUUCUCCUGCGGCUAUUCGAAAGUAAACUCUUCGACAUGAGUAUGGCGAUAUCAUAUCUCUUUAACUCGAAAGAGCCGGGUGUGCAAACCUACCUAGCCAACAAACUGUUUUCCUUCCCUCACGAAGACGUCGACUUCUAUCUACCGCAACUAGCGACAAUGUACAUAGAGUUAGGGGAGGUCGCUGAACUACUGCGACCGUAUUUAGUGCAUCGGUGUAAACAAAGUGCUGACUUUUCACUUCGGCUUGCGUGGCUGUUGACCGCUUUCGGAGGUGACGUCAAGAGGUCUAGAGCGACGAAGCUAAGGGAUUCGAUACUAGCUGAGGAGAUACGGCCGGCUGCGAGGAGAGGCCACCAUAGAUCGCAAUCGGAUGCUUCAGCGUUGAGACUAGCAACACCAUCUGGGAGACAUUUAGGGGAUUUGGCGUCUGGCCGGGCGUUCGAUAACGGAUGUCUUUGCGGGGAACAAUGUUCCUGUGGAGCGCCACGACUAACGCCACAGACACAGUUCCUGACGGCCCUUACAAACAUAGGUCGUCGUCUCGCAAGCGUAGCAGACAAAGAGAGAAGGAAUGGCCGACUUCGCGCUGAACUGGCCACUCUCGACCUUAACCUACCGGCCCGAGUUUGGCUGCCACUGCAUAAGAAGCCACACUGCGUGCUUAGGAUACCGCCUCAUGCUGCAGCAGUGCUUAAUAGCAAGGACAAGGCACCCUACAUAAUGUACGUAGAAGUACUCGAGACGGAAGGGCACGAGCCAUUGCCCCCUCGCCUUUUACCACCCGCGCCACCUGCCCCCCACUCGCCACCAAUACGUCACACGAAAAGCGAAGAGAACUUAGUGCCAGAGUGGCCAGUGCUUUCGAUGUACUCGGCGAUGGAUGACGUUGAUAAUAGCGAUUGCUGGAGCCAUGAUGAUGACGAACUAAGCACGCAGUAUCAUACGAGAGCACCGGCGCCUGAUUGUGUUUCCCAGCUGUCAGUGUUAUCAGUGACGUCCAUACAGUCGACCUCCUCAUGCGGAUCUCGUGAGUCAAUGGCCGUGGGUGCUGGUGAUGUGAGGCGUCGUUUGGCUGACGCGACUGCCGCUGCUCCGCCGAAUACCUUCAAACAUGACCCUGCUGAUCCGUCAGCUGUGGCCCUUAAGGAAUCUUGGGAGAGCAAAUUGGCUAGAAUGCGAUCUUCGUCUCCAUACGGCUACUUGGCUGGAUGGAGGCUUCUUGGAUGCAUUGUUAAGGUGGGUGACGACUUACGUCAAGAGAUGUUGGCGGCGCAGCUCUUACGCCGACUUCAAGCCGUGUGGGAUCUCGAGAGAGUCCCGUUGACGUUACGGCCCUAUGAAAUCAUUUGCCUCGAUAAGGAGUCUGGACUCAUACAGCCGGUACUGAACUCGGUAUCGCUACACCAGAUAAAAAAGCAAUCGGGGAAGACGCUUCGGGCUUGGCUAGAGCUGGAGCACGGUCCCGGGACCAGCGAAGGAUUCCUCCGAGCGCAAAGGAACUUCGUGCACUCGGCCGCUGCCUACGCCCUCACCAGCUACCUUCUGCAGCUUAAGGACAGACAUAAUGGCAACAUUUUACUGGACAGCGCUGGACACAUAAUCCACAUUGAUUUUGGCUUUAUAUUCUCCAUCUCACCGAAAAAUUUGGGAUUCGAGAGUUCGCCAUUUAAGCUGACACCAGAAUUCGUCGAAGUAAUGGACGGCGAGAAUUCAGAUAUGUUCGCGUAUUUCAAGAUUCUGAUUCUGCGUGGAUUAAUUGCGGCGAGGAAGCAUUGCGACCAGAUAUUGCAUCUUGUCGACACCAUGAGAAUGAGUGGUCAGUUAGCCUGUCUUCGCAGCAGCAGCUCCGUGUCGAACUUCCGUUCCCGAUUCCACGUGGGUCGAACGGAGCCCCAACUUCGACAACUCGUCGAUCGACUCGUGAGUGACGCACUCAACUCGCUCUCGACUCGUCUUUACGACAACUACCAGUACUACACCAAUGGGAUACUUUAGUAUUGAUUCGUUAAACAUGCGAUCGUUGUGUACGUGCGUAUACGUUUUAUACGCGUAUACGUAAGGGUACGUUAUGUCCACGUAUACGUACAUAUUUAAGACGAUUCGUAGAUAUGAAUAGCGAUCGUGGUGUACGUAUACGUUAUAUCUAGUAUACGUACAAGUGCGUCAUGUUGACGUAUACGUACGUAUUUAGUAUGAAUAGCAAUUUUGAAUCGCGGUCGUUGUGUGCGCGUACGUAAUGACGUGCGCUAAUGUUUUUCUCCAGAUAACGACUAUGAUAGGUAAUUUGAAUGUUUAAAUUGUUUGGAUGUCAUAAUUUGUUUAGAAAUCUAAAUU
Molecule: messenger RNA, 3240 nt
Organism: Pieris napi
Lineage: Eukaryota; Metazoa; Arthropoda; Insecta; Lepidoptera; Pieridae
Gene: fwd
Product: phosphatidylinositol 4-kinase beta
Exons: 11
Coding region: 436-2901 (821 amino acids)
Biological process (GO): phosphatidylinositol-mediated signaling; phosphatidylinositol phosphate biosynthetic process
Cellular component (GO): cytoplasm; membrane
Molecular function (GO): 1-phosphatidylinositol 4-kinase activity
Source: RefSeq, a predicted model, not a curated record